Molecule: messenger RNA, 1823 nt
Organism: Brachypodium distachyon (stiff brome)
Lineage: Eukaryota; Viridiplantae; Streptophyta; Magnoliopsida; Poales; Poaceae
Product: E3 ubiquitin-protein ligase At3g02290
Exons: 4
Coding region: 826-1449 (207 amino acids)
Molecular function (GO): ubiquitin-protein transferase activity
Source: RefSeq, a predicted model, not a curated record
GCAAAAGCAAAAGGGUGGCAAGCAAUCAUCGUGAGCUUCCACCUUCCCCUGCACCAAGUUAAGGAGGGAGGGCUAAUCUCGUACGGAGUACAACAAAAUCCUCAAUAAGAUUCUUCUUUAUUUCUAUUCCCUUUCUUUUCCGUCCCCUCCGUUGUGUGCUUUGUUAUUCGGUGCAACAGCAAAAUCGAUCGCAAUGCCUUGCGUGCCAGCUCCAAUCUCCUCCCUCCCUCUCCAAUAAUCCGUCUCCAUCUCCAACAGCAAUCCUUCCCACCCCCGCGAUAAUCUAGCCCCCCCGAUUCUUCCGAGUUCAGUUACUACUGGUGCUAGUAUACUUGUAUCCACCGCUCGAUAAUCUGCGUGGGGUUUAACAGCUCCGCCCGCUCCAAGGUCCGCCUUUUCUUCUUCCAACAAACUCGCGGUAAAACAAAAUCCCAGUCCUUUUCCGAUUCCAUCUCGAGUAGCGGUAGCUGCUGUGCUAGUAUUUCACUGCCGCCGAACGCUCGCCGUCGUCAAAAAAAAUAUUGCGCAAGCUCUUCUUUUUUUUUUUCACUUUUAUCCGUUCUCUCAUCGGCGGCGGCGGCGGUGGAGGGGCCUGAUUUUGUGGCGUGACUCGGAUUGUUUCGCAGAUACGGUAGCGGAGAGGAAGGAAGGAAAGAAACCCGCCCGGAUUCGAAGCGGCGGAACCCGAUUCCGCCCUUGGAUAAAUUGCCGCCGAUCGUGGGGUGCCAAGGCUUAUUACCUAUUUCUUCCUAGUGCGGCGGGCGGGGGCGCCGGAUUCCUUGUUGGUUGCUCCGUUUGGUUUUGCAGGGAAGAAGACAGGUUUAGAUGGGGUCCAUCCUGUGCUGCUUGCGCGGCCCCGACGAUGCGCCGGGCUGCUGCUUAUGUCUGCCGUGGCCUUUCUUGAACAACAGCAGCACCACCAACUCGGGCGCCACUGCUCGUCAAAGAGCGGAUACACGGGUCGCACCUGUUCAGGGGAGAGUUCCUCUUGCAGUUUCCGCUGGUUCGAGGCAGGAGGAUUCAAUGAACACCUUUCGCUGUCCUCCAAGGCCUUUGCCUUACGAUGACCCUCGAUUCAGCCAUCAGACGGAGCACCACCCACUAGUGUCAGAACAUGAGAAAGCAUCCACGCAGUUCCAAAAACCUAAUCAACUUGGAGAAAGCAAGAAUGUUGAUACCACAUCAACAUGCACUGCUGACAAGACUGACGGGUCAUCUGUCAAAACUCAAUCUGGAGCAGGUCCGAAAAUUGGGGGAACUCAACUCUAUGUUCCUUCAGAUUCUGAGGAAGACUGUCCAAUAUGCCUAGAAGAGUAUGAUUAUGAGAAUCCAAAGAUAGCGUUAGAAUGCAAUCACAGUUACCAUCUUGGUUGCAUUUACGAGUGGAUGGAAAGAAGUCAAUCUUGCCCAGUCUGCGCCAAGGUAAUGCUGUUCAACGAGGGCCAAUGACCAGACUGCUGCAGAACUUCACAAAUGCUGAAGACCCAGAAACUGAAUCAUGUAGGUUAUGUACAUAGGAUGGCUAGAUUCACUUUUUGAUUAUAGAGCAGAUAAUUUUCUUCUUUUUUCUCCACAAAGUUGAUGGUUUGUGCCAACGCAGACCUGACAUUUCAAGUGAUGUCACUUUGAUGAAGGGUGGAUGAUUGCUUUGGUUUUGGCGUGAUGAAGUUUUUCACUUAUUCGAUUGGCAGCUUGUGCAUUUUGUGCGGGUUUCUUUUAAGAAGAAACAUCAAACAUCUGCUGCAACUACUGUGCCAAUGCUUGUAGCAGGAACUGUACUGUUAUGGCCUAAAAAAAGGAACUGUACUGUUAUAACCGAAUAA